This is a messenger RNA of Anarrhichthys ocellatus (wolf-eel), 3199 nucleotides long. It is a transcript of the gene ncoa4, whose product is annotated as nuclear receptor coactivator 4. The record is from RefSeq and is a predicted model, not a curated record. NCBI's taxonomy places the organism in Eukaryota, Metazoa, Chordata, Actinopteri, Perciformes, Anarhichadidae. Gene Ontology annotation, biological process: response to hormone; intracellular iron ion homeostasis. Bases 490 to 2163 code for a protein of 557 amino acids. The transcript is spliced from 10 exons. Gene Ontology annotation, molecular function: transcription coactivator activity.
GUAUGACGGUGUGUGAAAAAUUAUAUCAUACGGGAAAUUAAAACCGGUAUACCGGUUUACCAUCCAGCUCUACACUGGACCCUUAACGGCUCCCCGGGCACCUGUCAUGGGCAGCCCACUGCGCCCUAUAUACAGGGAGGGGUCAAAUCCAGAGACAAAUUUCCCCUUCCGGGAUGAAUAUAGUAUAAUAAUAAAUACAAUUUCAAAAAAAAAAAAAAAAAAUUAUAAUGUACCUUCAGCCAGUACUCAUGUUCACCGAGCAGAUCCUGAAGGCAUCAUAAUGUAAGUGAACCUCCAUUGUUUACAAAGUAACAUUAUCGGAGAUCAGAGAUGUUAAAUAAAAGCAGAAGUGAAGGACGAGGACGGAGAGACGUUAGUGAAGAGGAACUAAACCACAAACUGCAGCUUCUUAUCACGUCCUGGAAGGUCUAACUUCAGUCCACAUCCAGUCGGCCCUGUUCUGUUUUGACGGUGUGUUUCCUGUCCAGGAUGGCGGAGGCGGCAGCAUUGGGCGGACUGAAGCAGUGCCGACUGGCUCAGGAUCAGCUGGAGGACGCCAUCAACGGCGUCAUGAAGGCGGAGCGACAGCUGAGAGAAAACACCAGAGAGGUGCGCUGUGAUCUCCAGAGCAGUGUGAGUCGUCAGCAGGAGGCUCUUCGCUGUCGAGAGGUUUGGCUGCUGGGACAGAUCGAGCUGCUGGAACAAGUCAAGACUGAGACUCUGCAGCAGCAGCUGCACCGUCUGCAUUGGCUCAGAGGACAGUUUGAUGUGAUCGUCCAUCAGCUGCAGAACUCCAACAGCAGCAACGACCUGAACAGCCAGCUGACCGGCUGCCUGGAGAAGUUGUCCUCUCUGAGUCUGACACCUGAGGAAACACCUGAGAUGAGUUUCCAUGCCGACGCUCGCUCUCUGAGGGAGGCCAUCACCUCGUUCGGCCGCAUCACGGCUCAGCUGGUGGAGGGUGUGUCCUCUCAGAACUGUCCAAUAGCUGCCAAGAAACAGAAGAUGGAGGUCGGAUCUCUAAGCGACUGGCUGAUGGGAACUCCUCCUUCAAGCAGCGCUCCUAUUUGUUACCAGUCCAGCAACAAGCCUCAGGAUUGGCUGACACCCGAGGACAGAAAGACUUCCUGUCCCGUCCUGGUCUCUGAGGACUUCCUGCAGGCCUGGGGUCAGAUCAGGGACCUGGAGUUCUGGAUCCUUCAGGACCAGGUCGAGACCCCCGUCAGCAGGGAGCGCACCGUCAGCAGCUGCAGCUCCUCCUUCUCCAUCGAGAAGAUCGACGAAUCAGAGUUCACCGUCGGUCCUGAGGAGGAGGAGGAGGAGGAGGAGGAGCUGAGUGACUGGCUCAUCACCCCCCCCACCGAUACCAUGUCAGACGCAGAGCGGUGGCGUCGGGUGUUGAAGCCGUUCGAUGACGUCUGGUCCUCCAGUGAUUGGCUGACGGGGUCCAGACGCCCCCCCGCCGAUGACUGCUCCUCCUGCUGCCAGACCACUGAGGCCCUGGAGAUAGAGAACCUGGGCUGGCUCAAGUGCCUGAAGGCCCCGCCUACUUCCACCGCCACUUCCCCCCCCGUGGCCCUGGAGGCAUGGCUUCAGCAGGCGGUGCCGGUGCAGCAGACCUGCAGAGCCAACGAGGUCUGCUCCUCGUUCUCCGACUGCGUCUGUGAGGAGAACUGUGGGAGAGGAGCUCUGAACCUCUGGCUGCUCCACCAGGACGGGAGGGACAAGAACGGGGUCCCUGUAGGAGCCCCGCCUACAUCUAACGGAGUCAUGCCCAUCGCCAAGGACGCCCCGCCAACCCUGCACCGCAGAGAGCAGGACCAAAAGGUUCAGGCCAUCCUGGAGGCCUGGCUCCACCCCACCGACACCUCGUCCCUCUCUGGCUGGGCUCCUGAGGAGGAGAAGGCCAGCAGGGAGGACCACAGAGACCAGAUCUCAUCUCCUUUCCUUUGCCCUCUGGAUCCUGGUCUCUGGGUGCUUCCAGGACAGACUCCGGGGUCAGGAGGUCAGACCCUCCCAGUAGCAGAGGAGGACAAAUGGCUGCUGAGGAAGAGGAGUCAGGCUCAGCUCCUGGCGCUGCCGUCCGUCUGUGACCUGUUCACCUGUAUGAAAGUGGGCGGAGACAAAGAGAAGUGGCUGUUCAAAGCUCCUGAACAGAUGUGACGACGAUGAUGCUUCUUCUUCUUCUUCUUCUUCUUUAACGCUGAUCAGCGAACACGAACUACAACAGUCAAAUCAUGGACUCCUUCUUUCCUGUGACAUCACUGAGCUCUCCUCCAAUCAGGAUCAAGAACCCACUGAUCAAUAUGAUUCAGUGAGACUCAAGAGCUCCAGAGCUUUCAGCUGCGUCUCACUGUCUUCAUCAGAAAACAUAUUUUAAUGUUUAUGAUCUUUGAUUAGUUUAUGAAACGUCCUCAUCACAGAAUAUUAAUCCAUUAAUUGAUUAUCAAAGAGUUCCCAAUUGAUUGAUUGAUUAAUAGUUAUUGAUCUGAUCACCUGUUGAUUAAUCAACAGGUGAUCCUGACAGGAGAGGGGGCGGGGCCUGUAUGGGGUGGGGCUAAACAGGUGGUGGGCGGAGUUGACUUUUUUCAUGAAGUAGCCUUUGUUUUUAUGAUUUCAACGAUUUCUUUAAUUUAGUGGAAUGUUGCUUUUCUUUUUCUGUUGUUUCCUGUGAAGCUGCUGAGCUCAGAUCUUCUUCCUGUCCGGUCUGCACAUGCUCAGUAGUGUUUCACUAGUGGAUAAAAUCUGAAUAACUCAAAAAUGAAUCAAUACGUAUAUCGAUAGAUUUAUUAUUUUAAAACUCAUUUAAAGGAAAUGUGUAAAGGAAACUCACAGCUGUUUGAUCUUUCAAAUUAAAAGAUCCUGGACUUUUUAACCUGUAUUUCAUACCCUGAGUUGAGUCUUGCAGGCAUACAUCGACCGUCUCUUAUCUGAAGGAUUUGAUUGGUGGAGCUCGUCGUAACACCUGGAAGACUCAGUUCUGGGCAUUAAGCAGAUUGCUAAUAUAUACAGAAUCAAGUAACCUUGUUACCCAGAAUGUUUCUGGGGUAAGCAUGCUGCAGUUUGUCAGGUCACAUGACUCUGCAGUCAGCAGUGAUUGGUGCUUUUUAUUGAAGCUGAGGGGGCGUGGUUAAUAUAUAUAGCUGUGAUGUCAUCAAUACUCUGUGAUUCUUUACAGUAAUAAAACAUGCUGACAUCA